GCAUGGUCCCACAUACCAAUAAAAAAAUUAUCGAACUGGACCUUACACGGCGAUAUAAUACAAUAGAAGCAUUAAGGCUUAUUAUUGAUGGUUGGAAAGAUCCCCGGUUUAGUAUUAAUACUAAUGCACUCUCCGACCUCAUCAAGGACCCGCUUCUUUAUAAA
Messenger RNA from Cetraspora pellucida, 164 nucleotides. The record is from the annotation of a GenBank genome assembly. Lineage: Eukaryota; Fungi; Glomeromycota; Glomeromycetes; Diversisporales; Gigasporaceae.